Molecule: messenger RNA, 1904 nt
Organism: Tribolium castaneum (red flour beetle)
Lineage: Eukaryota; Metazoa; Arthropoda; Insecta; Coleoptera; Tenebrionidae
Product: cyclin-dependent kinase 11B
Exons: 5
Coding region: 130-1857 (575 amino acids)
Biological process (GO): regulation of mitotic cell cycle; protein phosphorylation
Cellular component (GO): nucleus
Molecular function (GO): ATP binding; protein serine/threonine kinase activity
Source: RefSeq, a predicted model, not a curated record
UAGUGAAUUAAUUUUCUCGCGCCGCCAUGUUGGCAAGGUCUGACGUUUAGUGUAAUUAUUGGUGCAAAAGUGUGGCUUUUUGUAACGUUUUGUGUGUUUUCUCGUUGUUUGAAGAAUGUUUAGUUAAUAAUGUCGGGCGGUUCGAUUAAUAAAGAAAAUUUCGAAGGCACCUCCGGCGAUCAAUCGCCCACAAAUGAGGAUUCAAGUUUGAGACUGAUGAUGGCGACGGCCGAAAGGCUGGCCGAGAGUACAAAACGACGGCAUCGGGACGAUAACCGCGAGCACUUCAGGCACGAGAGGGCGGAGGGCUACCGGGAGAAGAGACACUCGCAUAGGGACAGGCACCACAGAGAGCGGCGCCACCGCUCAAUAGAGCGGGACAGAUCUCGCCACCACCGAAAAAAAUCACACAGAAAUGAGAGAGAUACAAAAGGUAACUUACUAGGAUCAAAAUACUCUGAUUCAUGUAAGUAUGAUGUACAGAAAUCAAAAGAUUUUAGAAAUUCAAAUCAUGACUCAGAGAAUAGGAAAAAUGAAACUGAAAAUACAGUAGAAGAAUCUAAAACAUUUAGCGAGAUUUUAGAAGACGAUUUCAAAGAUUUAGAAUCGGAAUCGCCGCCUUCGGAGAAAAGGCUCAAACUGGAGGAAGACAGUGAUGAAAGUACUGAAAGUAAGCUCAGCGAGGAAAUAAUAGAGAGACCGGACGAGCCUGAUGAGAAACCCGAGUAUGACGAAACGCUGCCUCCCUAUUACCCUGCCAUUGAGGGCUGCCGGUCACUGGACGAGUUCCAGUGUUUGAACCGUAUCGCUGAGGGCACCUACGGCGUGGUGUACAGGUUUCGGGACAAAAGAACUGACGACAUAGUCGCCCUCAAAAAACUCAAAAUGGAGAAGGAGAAAGAAGGCUUUCCGAUUACGUCGCUGCGCGAAAUCAACACCCUCCUCAAGGGCCAGCACCCAAAUAUCGUAACAGUCCGAGAAAUCGUGGUCGGGAGCAAUAUGGAUAAGAUUUUUAUCGUGAUGGAUUACGUCGAGCACGAUCUCAAAUCGCUGAUCGAGAUGAUGAGGCGCAAAGAUCAGCAUUUUACGCCCGGAGAAGUCAAAUGUCUCCUCAAACAGUUGCUAGCGGCAGUGGCACAUCUCCACGAUAAUUGGAUCUUGCACCGCGAUUUGAAAACAUCAAAUCUGCUUCUAUCACAUAAUGGUAUUUUGAAAGUCGGCGAUUUUGGUUUAGCGAGAGAGUAUGGAUCACCGCUGCGGCCUUACACUCCGAUAGUGGUAACUCUGUGGUACAGGGCGCCGGAGUUGUUGCUCGGGGUCAAAGAGUACUCGACGCCGAUUGAUAUGUGGUCAGUGGGGUGUAUUUUUGCCGAGUUUUUACUAAUGAACGCGAUUUUUCCCGGGAAAUCUGAGGCCGAGCAGAUCAACAGGAUUUUUAAGUGUUUGGGGACGCCGACUGAGAAGAUCUGGCCCGGCUUUAACAAGUUGCCGGUGGCCCAAAAAAUGAAAUUUACGAACCACACGGUGUCGAAUUUGCGUAAAAGGUUCCAAAUGUUGAACGAUUUGGGUCUGAGCUUCAUGUUGAACUUUUUGACCUUCGACCCCCACCAAAGAAUCACAGCCGAGGAGGCUUUAAAACACCCGUAUUUUAGUGAAUUCCCGCCUCCGAUUGACCCUUCGAAUUUUCCUAAAUGGCCGGCGAAGAGCGAACUGGGUCAGAAGCGGGCGGCUGAGGCCAGUCCGAAGCCGCCAUCUGGGGGCGGCGAGUAUAAAAAACUAGGUGACGAAGACGGGUUUAGGAUAGGCCUCGAGACUGACAAUAGCAGGAUAGGAGCCGGGUUUAGUUUAAAGUUUUAAGAGUAAUUUUUUAAUGUUCGCUAUAAAUAAACUUCAGGUAUUUUGAA